UCCACACCCUGCUCUGCACAAUCUCUGAACUCAAAACAUCAACGGCGGCCACGGUUCUCCCCCGCCGCUCAACAAAAGACACAAAAGUUUUGCUGCUGCAGUGGUUCCGAGAGAGAGAGAGAGGGAUAAUAUAAAGAGAGAGAGAGAGAGUUGCAUUUUCGAGUUGGUUACUUGGGUUGCGUGAUUCAUUUUAAUGUAUACCAACUUGAUGUUUCCUGCCGUUGCGUUGCCAGCCUUGUUGAAUCAUACAUUCAGCAGUAACACAGAGAAUCAUGGUUGACCGACUGGUAAACAGCGAAGCAAAUGCUAGGCGGAUCGCGAUGGUGGAGAGCUGCUUUGGCAGUUCGGGACAGCCACUGGCUGUUUCGGGAAGGGUGCUAGUGGGUGAAGGAGUUUUGACAAAAAUGUGCAGGAAAAAGCCAAAGCCCCGGCAAUUUUUUCUCUUCAACGAUAUUUUUGUCUAUGGAAACAUAAUUAUAAACAAAAAGAAGUAUAACAAACAGCACAUCAUCCCACUUGAGGAAGUUAAACUUGAGUCAUUAACCGAUGAAGGACAAUACAGAAACGGAUGGCUGAUAAAGACCGUCACCAAAUCUUUUGCUGUUUAUGCAGCCACUGCAACAGAGAAACAGGAAUGGAUGGCACACAUCACCAAAUGUAUUGAAGAUCUGCUGAGAAAAAGUGGUAAAAAACCAGUUGAAAAUCAUGCUGCUGUUUGGGUACCAGACAAUGAAGCUACAACUUGCAUGUGUUGUCACAAAACACAAUUUACAGUUUUAAUUAGAAGGCAUCACUGUAGACAGUGCGGUGCAGUCGUGUGUGGUCCGUGCAGCAAUAAAAAAUUGAUUUUAGCCACACCCGGUAAAAGAAAGGCUGUAAGAGUUUGUUUACAGUGCUUUGAUAAAGCAAGCAAAGUUAAAACAAGACCACUGUCAGAUGAAAACAAAGAACAGCGCAACUCGGCAGACAGUUCUGGUGGUGACAGCUCAGGUGAUGACGAUGACACUGCCAAGAAGGAGGAAAACCACGAUGAGCCAAAAUUCUACUCCUACUCAAAUAUGGCUCAAUAAAUUUUGAGUGAGAAAAAAAAACUUUUUAUUGAAAGAAUCUUGACAAUCACCAUGAAACUCAAAAUUGAGAUCUUGAUAAAAUAUUGACGAUUACAAUUUUUAAACUUGUCGUCUGUUAAAAUUUUGAAAAAAAAUAACUGUAUUAAAAGAUAUUUAUUUUAAGCAACCAUGUUUGUACAGAUUUGCGUAUGUCAUUGAAGGACAGUGAUGCAAAUAAGGCCGUACGUUUUGAAGAAUUUUUGAUCCAAGCGAUUUAUAAGAAAAAUAUGCUUUGUACCUAAUUUUAAGAUUGCCAAUCUGUGCCUUCAUAAAGUAGAUGUAUGUAUGCUUAAUAUGUACACAAUCUGAUUUAUUGCUACUUUUUCGUUGGCCAAGGCAUGAGAAUUAUUUAUGUUUAAUAUUCUCUACAUUUAUUAUAAUUACAUCCAAAGAUCAAAACGAUA
Copidosoma floridanum is the source of this 1513-nucleotide messenger RNA. RefSeq names its product pleckstrin homology and FYVE domain containing family member rush hour (gene rush). Gene Ontology annotation, cellular component: early endosome. The record is from RefSeq and is a predicted model, not a curated record. NCBI's taxonomy places the organism in Eukaryota, Metazoa, Arthropoda, Insecta, Hymenoptera, Encyrtidae. Gene Ontology annotation, molecular function: metal ion binding; phosphatidylinositol binding. Gene Ontology annotation, biological process: endosome to lysosome transport; endosome organization.